Fusarium poae is the source of this 1440-nucleotide messenger RNA. RefSeq lists its product as uncharacterized. The record is from RefSeq and is a predicted model, not a curated record. Gene Ontology annotation, cellular component: mitochondrion. Lineage: Eukaryota; Fungi; Ascomycota; Sordariomycetes; Hypocreales; Nectriaceae. Gene Ontology annotation, biological process: L-valine catabolic process. Bases 1 to 1440 code for a protein of 479 amino acids. Gene Ontology annotation, molecular function: 3-hydroxyisobutyryl-CoA hydrolase activity. The transcript has 2 exons.
AUGGUUCAGCAAGAAAAGCUCUUGAGCUCCUCGCUCGGUGCUCGACCGCUAUCGUCUGAGGCGACCCGUAUCAGGCCAAAAGAGGGAGAUGAAGAUGACGAUGUGGUCUUCGCGAGCAAAUAUGGCCUGCGAACCAUUAUGCUCAACCGACAGAAGAAGCUCAACUCUCUCAAUUCUUCAAUGAUCCGAAAGAUCGUGCCUAGAUUGGUCGAAUGGGAAAAGUCAGAUCUCGCUAAUGUUGUUGUUUUGAAGGGUGCUGGUCCAAAGGCCCUUUGCGCCGGGGGUGACGUCGCCACACUUGCAGAACUCAACCAGGGAGGUGAGGAGGGAUGGAAGAAGUCGGCUGCAUACUUUGCUCUUGAAUACAAACUCGACCACUAUAUUGCGACAUACAAAAAACCCUACAUCGCUUUUAUGGAUGGCAUCACCAUGGGUGGUGGUGUUGGUCUGAGUGCUCACGCUCCUUUCAGAAUCGCAACCGAGAAAACCAUCUUCGCCAUGCCCGAAACAGGUAUCGGAUUUUUCCCCGACGUCGGUGCCUCUUUUUUCCUCCCUCGAAUGAACGGAUCCAUCGGAACCUAUCUUGCGCUGACCAGCGCCCAACUCCGAGGACCUAACGUCUUCUACGCCGGCAUCGCCACGCACUACCUUGACUCGACCAGCUUGCCAGAUCUUGAGGCACGCCUGGCUGAAUUACGGUUCCAGGACAGCGAUACUCUGCCUGAACGCCUGGCACUCAUUAACCAGACUCUUGAGGAAUUCUGCACAGGUCUUCCUCAUGACCAGCCCAUACAAUUAGCAGGUCAAAUUCGCCAGGCGAUCGAUCGAUGCUUCAACAGGCACACGAUCAGCGAAAUUAUUGCUGCCUUGGAAGCAGAGAAUGAUCCUUCUACUAAGGAGUGGGCGCAGCAGCAACUGAAGGCCCUGCACCAGAAAUCACCCACAGCCUUGCAUGUAGCUCUCCGCCAGAUGCGUAUUGGUGGCGAGUGGGAUAUCGCCGAAACUUUCAAGAGGGAACACCAGAUUGCUACCAAGUUCAUGCAGCAUCCCGAUUUUACUGAGGGCGUAUCGGCGUUGCUCAUCAGGAAGGAUGAAGCCAUGUGGGAUCCCAGGUCUCUUGCGGACAUCGGCGGCACCAACGUAGCCAAGCCCUUCUUCGAAUACGACUCGACCAAGGAGCUCGAGCUCUUCACCGACCGUACUUACAAGGAGCACCCUUACCAGGAGUUUGGUGUGCCUACAGAAAAGGAGAUUGAAAAGGUUCUUUCAAAGGGCACUUGCACUCGGGAAGAGCUAGCCAACAAGAUUGUAGCGUCGCGCAGCGGUCGCCAAGGCAUCUCUGAAAUUGUUGCGGAGAUCAUCGAUCGCAAGACCGUGGUGAACGACAAGGGCAAGGCUGUGUGGGUGAAGGAUGAGGUUGCGCCUGGAAGCAAACUGUAA